CACUGCCGCACGCUUGUCGCGCCGGAGCGAAGUAGAAAACGGACCGUCGCUGGAGAGCAGAGGAGAGAGGUGAAAAGAAACAAGGAAAGAAAGAGGAGCAAAAACAGGGGCGAACGAUGGUGUAAACGCAAACCGGUCCGAGUCGAGUCUGGAGGGGACGGAUGUGGAGGAGCGCCGCUGGAGGCUGUAGUUGGCUCCGGAGUCACUGUUAGAAGUCCGAAAACUCCCGCUUUUUGAUGCUGUCCGCACGGAGGUCUGAGCCAAUAACGGACUUAUUGGUCGGCUGAACCAUGCAGAGGCUGCUGCUCCUGAGUUUGGCGUUCAGUCUCCACACCGCAGUGAGGACGGCGAGAUUCUCUCAGGAGCCGGCAGACCAGUCGGUGGUGCGGGGCCAGACGGUGAUCCUGUCCUGUGUUGUCUUCAACUACUCUGGCAUUGUUCAGUGGACCAAAGAUGGUCUGGCUCUGGGCAUCGGAGAGGACCUUCGGGCUUGGCCCCGGUACCGUGUGAUACGGGUCCAGGAGCUGGGUCAGUACAACCUGGAGAUCCUGUCGGCCGACCUGUCCGACGACGCCUUGUACGAGUGCCAGGCCCCCGACGCCGCUCUGAGGUCCAGAAGGGCCAAGCUCACUGUCCUGAUCCCUCCAGAUGACCCGGUGAUUGACGGAGGACCAGAGGUGCUGCUGAACGCAGGGGAGUCCUACAACCUUACGUGCGUGUCUCGCGGAGCUAAACCGCCUUCGAUGGUUGAGUGGAUGAAAGACGGGCUGCCGAUAGAGGGUGCUGUCAGUACCACUGAGGUGCUUUCAGACAGGAAGAGGGUGACCACGCGUAGCUACCUUCCCGUCCACCCCAUAGACACCGACACCGGGAGGAACUACAGCUGUGUGUCCACCAACCAGGCCGCUCCCUCUGGCAAGAGCACAACCGUCACCCUUAAUGUUCACCAUCCACCAACUGUGACCCUGUCCAUCGAACCGCGCUCUGUCCUAGAAGGGGACCGAGUCACCUUCACCUGCCAGGCUCACGCCAACCCUCCUAUUAUGGGCUACAGGUGGGCUAAAGGCGGCGUGGUGCUGCAGGGCGCCAGAGAGAGCGUGUUCACCACCAAGGCCGACCACUCCUUCUUCACCGAGCCCGUCUCCUGCUUGGUCUUCAACGCGGUGGGGAAGACCAACGUCAGCAUCCUGGUGGACGUUCACUUCGGCCCCAUCCUGCUGGUGGAACCGCAGCCCAAAACAGUCGACGUGGACUCUGAUGUCACCCUCAACUGCAAAUGGGCCGGAAACCCUCCACUCACCCUCACCUGGUUCAAGAAAGGAUCCAACAUGGUUCUGAGCAACAGCAACCAACUGUAUCUGAAGUCAGUGACCCAGGCGGACGCUGGCCAGUACGUGUGCAAAGCCAUCGUUCCGCGGAUCGGCGUAGGAGAGACCGAGGUCACGCUCACGGUCAACGGUCCACCCAUCAUCUCCAGUGAGCCUGUGCAGUACGCUGUGAGGGGGGAGAGAGGAGGCGUGAAAUGCUACAUAGCCAGUACACCCCCGCCAGAUAAGAUCGUGUGGGCGUGGAAGGAGAACGUGUGGGAGAAGGAGAAGGGCACUCUGCUAGAGAGGUACACAGUGGAGCAGAGCAAGCCAGCCGCUGAGGGCGGCGGCGUCCUCUCCACCCUCACCAUCAACAACGUGAUGGAGUCGGACUUCCUGUCUACCUACAACUGCACGGCCUGGAACGCGUUUGGCCCGGGCACCAUGAUCAUUACGCUGGAGGAGAACGAGGAGUUUCCAGUGGGGAUAGUAGCUGGCAGCACAGUGUGUUCCACCAUUGUCCUCCUCAUCUUCCUGCUCAUCCUUGUUCUCGUCUUCUACCGGCAGAGAAAAGGCAGUCGGCGUGGGGUCACGCUGGGUAAGCCCGACAUCAAGGUGGAGACGAUCACCAAGGAGACCCACAGCCUGGAGGAGGACUCCGGCAGCGUGUCCACGGCCUCGCGCAUGGUCAAGGCCAUGUACUCGUUUCUCCCUUCUGUGUCCUUCUCUCCCUCUAAUCAGCCUUUUAAAGAUGACAUAGAGCUCAAGUCGGACCUGCGCAGCGACACCCUGGACACCCGCCAGGAGUACGACCUAAAGGACCCCACUAACGGAUACUACAACGUGCGAGCUUCUACCCAGGACGAAGUCCACCCUGGGUCCCGUUCCACCUUGCACUACUCCGACUACCGCUCCCCUGCAGGAACGCCAGGCGGUGCGGCCUCCAUCAGUAGCAGCACCGGGGGCUCUGGAGCCACCGCCAGCGGAGGAGCCCCCGUCCCCCCAGGACCUCUCACCUCCCCCGGACGCCCGCAAGCCUGCUACGACCCCCGGCCGCCUUCCAGACUGUCUCACAUCAGCUAUGCCCAGUUCAACACGUUCACCCGCGGGGGUCAAAGCCAGCAGCCCCCCGCCAAUCCCGCCCCAGCGGCCACUGACUUCCCUGGUGACUGUAGCCUCCUGGACUCCACUUCCCAGCUGGCCUACGAUAACUACGGCUACCCUUCACACUACCAGACCUACCGCAUGGGCUUCGCACCUUCUAGCCUGGCCCCUCUGGAGGCCGGCCCCUCCUACGAGAUGUACGGUGUGGGGUCCGGGGUGCCAAGCCCGGGGGUCGGGGUCAGCCCCGGUGGCCCGGCUCCCUCCGGAUCAGAGACUGGGUUGGGGAAGUACGGCAGCUCCACCCGCUUCUCAUACACCUCGCAGCACUCUGACUACUCUCACAGCCGACACACACAACGGAUGCAGACUCACGUGUGAGAGUGAGACACACCGGACCCCUUCUGCCCCCUCCCACCCUCACAGUGUUAGCGGAGCAUAAAGAGGCAUCUUAUAAAUAGAGUCGCACCGAAAAACAUACACAUACACCCAUAAAUGUACAUGUCCUACUGGACACAAACACACAUAGACACACACGUGUGCACGCCCACACACAUACACACAGGCACAAAUCCUGAAAUCAUGCCGAAGAGAGAGAGGGAGAGAACACAGGGUGAAAAUGAAGGAUGUUUUAAAGAGACAGGGACGGGAAACUCUGAUUUCCCUCACUCCCAAUGUACGUAGACGCUAGCUCUGUGAGAGCGGACAGCGCAAGUCACAAUCAGGCCGAGAGAAGACGAGAACUUGCAGAUCCAAGGAGCCCCCACCCUGUUCCGAACUGACGUUGUAAAGCUGAGGGGGAGAAACCUUGGCCAGUGGGAGCCACGUCUGGCCGCCAUUUUUAAUUUUCUUUUAGCUGGUUGUCUUAUUCAGUGAUCAUAGAGCACAUAAACAGUAGUGUCCCAGAGAGCCCGUGUGUACAGUGCGGUCGGGCCCUGUUGGAGGGUAGUGGGGGGAGGGAGGGUGGUCGUCCAUCAUGUUGCACUUCGUCCACUGUAUUCAUCCUCUCAACUAUAUCUCUGUUGCGUCUUCUGUUUAUUUGCACACCAGACUAGAGCUUUGUAUUCUAUUUUUUAAACAUUACAGAAUUAUUUUUUUCAGCGUAAAACAUGUAUGUUAAUCGUGUACGAUGUUACGGACCAAACGGCGGAAACCGAGGGAAGAGCUGCCCCAGCGGCUGGAACCUGAACCCCACGCCCCCACCCCACUUUCCCGUUGUUAAAAAAAAAAGAAAAAAAAAAGGAAAACCUUGUGCCAAACGUUCGUGUUCCUCCGGACCACGUGUAUGCAGUAGACGCUCCUCCUGUCGGUGGAGACAUCGCUGUUUUUUUUGUUUUUUUUAACCACAAAGCCUGGUGCAGACGGGGGGGAUGAUGGGGUUUGGAGUGGCCUUAUGGGGGAGCGUGUCAUGCAUUUUCCAUUUUUGAAUCAUUCCUCAUUGUUUGCCAAAUCUGGCCGAAGGAGAGAGGUUUUAAUGAAGGCUUGUCCGCAGUAUUGACAUGUAUUAAAGCGUGUGAGCACGAGAGUGUGUGUGUGUGUGUGGUUGGGGGCUGGGGUUGCACACUUCCAUUUGUACAGUGUGUUUGUAUAGAAGCGUGAAUGAGCGUGCGUGUGUGUGUCUCAGUAUACGUCCAUAUCAUUUCUCACCAAGCCGUUCCAGUACUUUUAUACCUCUGGUAGGACUGUAACCUGUAUUAUCGUGUCUUUGAAUUUAGGAGAAUCCAAUGUUUAUCUUAUCGUACUGUUGGUAGCAGAAGACAGCUGUUCAAAAAGAUGUACGACAAACAUUAUCAAACUCUCAUUUUUUAAUUUCAUUAUCCUCAAUAUUUUUUAAAAAUGGUAUGUAAUUAUUUUUCCACAGUAUUACAUAAAUAAAAGCACUGUUUUUUAAGAAA
This is a messenger RNA of Xiphophorus couchianus (Monterrey platyfish), 4303 nucleotides long. It is a transcript of the gene kirrel1a, whose product is annotated as kirre like nephrin family adhesion molecule 1a. The record is from RefSeq and is a predicted model, not a curated record. The coding region runs from base 291 to 2789 and encodes 832 amino acids. Gene Ontology annotation, biological process: cell-cell adhesion. Lineage: Eukaryota; Metazoa; Chordata; Actinopteri; Cyprinodontiformes; Poeciliidae. Gene Ontology annotation, molecular function: cell adhesion molecule binding. The transcript is spliced from 15 exons. Gene Ontology annotation, cellular component: plasma membrane; cell-cell junction.